Messenger RNA from Coprinopsis cinerea okayama7#130, 2763 nucleotides. RefSeq lists its product as hypothetical. Lineage: Eukaryota; Fungi; Basidiomycota; Agaricomycetes; Agaricales; Psathyrellaceae. The record is from RefSeq and is a predicted model, not a curated record. Bases 1 to 2763 code for a protein of 920 amino acids. The transcript is spliced from 8 exons. Gene Ontology annotation, molecular function: protein binding.
AUGGCGAAUUUCACAUCUUUACCUCCCGAACUGGUGUUUCAGAUUCUCUCCUAUCUGCCCAUCCCAUCAAUCGUCGCGGUGCAGCAAGUUUCCGGGGGUUUGAACCAACUUUUCAAGGAGGGAAGUGGGGACAACGAAAGGAGCAUCUACAAGCGUGCAGCCUGGCUCCAUGGACUGGCCAAUCCGAAGAUCGAACUUCAAAAUCUCGCUACUUUUUAUUCAGGCCAAAGUCUGAAAGGCUUGGAGGGGGAAGCGUUAACCUGGAAGGAUUUCUGCAAGAGAAGAGUUGAAGUUAACCGUUCCUGGGCUGGAACACUACCCUCGGAUGUAAAGAGGUAUCACCCACCUCCAAAUCACCGCUCAGGACCUGCAGAAGGUUUGUGGUCCAGCGUCCCAAAAGACGUCCAUCGUAUCAAGGUCGAUGAAACCAGGGGCUUCUUCCUCACGACCACCCGUGGUGGGAGCAUAGUCGUCUCUGAAAUCUCAACAGGAAGGUCGUUGUGGAGUCUGCCUAGGGUUUACGUCCGCCCGUAUGCCCAUCUCGAGUACGAGAACGGGUACAUAGUCUUUGACCGCUUUGAUGGCAAGAAGGAAGUGUGGAGGCUUCAGGUUAUUCCACCUGUGGACAUUGAAGCGGACUGUGCAAUCGACGAGGGUCAGAACGCAGUGGCGUCCAUGAUGCAGCAAAUCUGGUCCAUGAUCACACCCCAUACGAUGCCCCCGCCCCCGCCUCUCUUUGUUCCCCAUCUCCUUAUCCCGGUUCCUGUCUGGAACAACGUGCCAGAUCAUACCCGAGCGUACCGACUCGUCUACCCCUAUCUCCUCUCUGCCUCAGCUACCCGUGCUUAUAUCUGGGAUGUACGGACGGGGAAGAGAGCCCAGGUGGUCGAGAACAUUCAGGACGUACUAUUGGAUGGGGAAACCAAGAACGUACCCACUGGAAGCUACGAUGGCGAGCGCUGGUGGAACGAUUCCCCGUCAUUGAUCACUGAUCACGAUAAUGGAGACUCGGAUGAAGAAGAGGAAGAGCCAGAGUUCGAAUUUGCGCCCGCUAUUUCACUGUCUGGGUUCAACAUAGCGGCUGCGGAUGACGACAACGGGAGUCCGAGGUCGGAUUUGGACAUCGAGGACAUCAACCUGUCACAACACAUCGACCGCGCCCUGGAAUAUGCAUCUAAACCGAUGAAUGUCGAUCCUGGUCAAAUCGCAUCCACCUCGUCCACGACCAUCGAAGAGAACACCAACGUCUUCCCUCAGUACCCGCCGUUUACUUCAGGAUUUUUCGACGAGACAGCUUUGUUCUCGGAUCCACCCACUCGCAGCGAAGAUAGCCAGGGCACCGAGACAUUCGACCCGCUCUCUCUAUCAACCGAUGCUCCCAAGUCCCUCGGAACCAUCAGCUACGUCGAGCUUGGGAAGAGGUGGGUAUUCAUCGUAGGCAAGGACGAGCUCCGAGUCUUCAAGCGGGGCAACAUCGGGGAACCAAAUGACGAAGAAUCGGAAGACGAGCCGUUCGCUAUCGCACCAGGACACCUCGCCCUUCGUUUACCCGCCAAUCGAGACCGGUACGGCCGCUGGGUUGGCCAACUGGAGUCGAGCAGUGUCCGAGAGCACCGGGAGAGCGAGCUGGUCAGACAGGAAGUCGUGUGGAAGUAUCGAGAGUCGGAGGAACCGGUCGAAAGUGGGAAUGUCUGUAGAGACGGGGUCAAGAUCUCGACACUCGGUGGAAAGAGGAGGAAGCGGGUUUGGGACAAGUUCAUCGCUGCGCACAUUUCACCCAACCAACAACACCUAGUGAUCCUGACGGCCUCCUCGAGGAUCAUCUAUAUCCCAUUCUUCGAGCGCGUCAUCUACAGGCAGGCGAGGUUGUAUGACGUGGCACUCGAGCUUCAACUUGGAGACCCAAGGAAUGAGUCCGUCUAUCUCGCCUAUGGAUGUAAGGGGAAUGCUCGUAUCAGUGCCGUGACGAGGGGCGGACUGUUCGUCAUCACUCCCUACUUCCUCAGCGAGGCUGAUUCUACGGUCUCCAACACGAACCGCGACCCCGGUCCAUCUUCGUCAUCUGAGCGCCCACCUCCACAACGCCACGUGCAGUUCACAGUCCACCGAGUGACACCUUUCUUCAACGAUCCCGAGCGGCUCUCACAGGUCUCGUGUCUGCAGAUGAGCGACACUGGCCUCUGGCUCAAUUGGGCGAGGGGAAUUCUGCCACAUGCUGGGGUAGCGCCUGAUACCGAUGAAGAGGAGGACGCAAUGUACUCGACGGAGCUUUUGCAGAAGUACGGGGUGGGGCGUGAUAGGAACGACAGCGAAGACGACGAAGAAGAGUUCGGAGGGGAGACUGAUCAACUACUAGAAGAUGGUGACGAGCUGACACCGCAUGGUGAUGGUCAUCACCAGGGGACAGGACGUAGACGAAUGCCCGGCGCCUUCUUUGAACCCCGACGAAGCGACGACGAAACGCUUGACGGGGCAAUCCAGCAGAAAAGAAGGGCGGAGAAGAGGAAGAGAUGGGAUAGUGCGGAGGCGAGCGUGAAGGGGUCCAAGUAUGCUUGGAAGCCUGAGACGCGCAGGAGCUAUAGGGACCAAGCGAGGAUGUUGUUUGAGGAAAUGUUUGUGGAUGGGUUGAAACAGGGACGCAAAGUCCAGCUAAACCAUCGGGGAGAAGGGAUGAUUGUGACGGGCCAUCGCGCUGCGUAUCUGGACCCGGAAACUGUAUUCCAGGACUAUUCAGAGGUCCACCAGAUCAGAUUUGUACCUUGA